Ctenocephalides felis (cat flea) is the source of this 1481-nucleotide messenger RNA. RefSeq lists its product as uncharacterized. The record is from RefSeq and is a predicted model, not a curated record. The coding region runs from base 119 to 1396 and encodes 425 amino acids. NCBI's taxonomy places the organism in Eukaryota, Metazoa, Arthropoda, Insecta, Siphonaptera, Pulicidae. The transcript is spliced from 5 exons.
CUUUUGCCACGCUGACUUCUUGAAUUUAAAUCAGUUUUAAUCAAACUGGUAUACUCGAAAGUUGGUCUGGUUAGCAACGGAUCUCUUUGAUAAGAAGAGGACCAUUUGGAAUAGAAAAAUGUGGCGUAUGUGGUUAUUAUCCUUCCUUCUGGCCGCAACUUUAGCAAACGGCCAAGAAGCUAUCGGUGCUUGCAAGGACAUCGCAACUCUUGUAAACCGCAAUGAUACCACCGAGGAGCCAAUUAUCGACUUUCAAGGCAAUAUUACGAUCUUGGCUAUGCUGAAUGCCUCUUCCGAUGCUUGUAUUAAGAAAGCCGAAAUGCUCAAUUCCCUCAAUAACCAGUUAUGGGAUACGAGAUAUUUCCAAAUGAAUUUUGUAAUUUUGAAUUCUCUCAAAGAAGAUCAAGUUGGCGAUCGACAAAGAACUGAGUUAUUGAGACAAGCCGCCGGCAACGUAACAGUUUUGUCUAAUCUUGUUCAUAACAUUACUGGAGCGCUUAGAACUGAACGCGAUUAUAUUCUAGUCGUGAACAGAUGCGGACGCCAAAUAUUCCAAAUGAUUGAUCCUUGCAAUGUAAGCUGCUCUGAUUUGAAAACUGCGAUCUUUACCACAUUUUAUGAUAAUGUCUACCGCUUUUGCGGGGAUUGUCAGGUUCCAUACGCUACUCCGAUCGAUGCUCGCAUCCAACAGCUGAAUCCCGAUUUUUAUAAAAAUAUAGAUAACUGCGGUGUUCUAAAAUUAAAUGAAAAUGGUUCAGAACUUUUCGAUUCUGAAGAAAGAUCCAACUGGACUAAAGCUAAUAACACCUUAUCCCAAGAAGCCUCGAAAGAAAAAGAUGAUGUAGUAUCGUCUGAAACUAGUUCAGAGCAAAAUAAAAUCCAAAGAACUUCAUUGAAAAAUACUGAUGAAGUAGCACCUAUUAAAAUCCGUCUCGAUUUGCCAAACAUUCAUACCAUCAAUUAUAGACUAACUAAGCACAGUCAAAAUUCACCCGGAAAAGAGUCGCAAAGUUCUGUUAAAAAUAUCUUCAUUGAGCAAGAAAUAUCAAAGAAUGGUAAGGACCGUAUCACUGUUCGAAAAAAUGAUGAUGACUCAAUCAUUGAAACCCAAUAUUUUGACAAAAAAUCUCAUACAAAAAAAAAUUGGGAAAGUGAAGAAAACUCUGAAGAUAAGAGCUGGCGCAACAAAGAUCAUAAAACUAAGAAGUCCCAAAAUUGGGCCAAUGAAAGACAUGAAUCUAUCGAAGAAACUAUUAAUGAUAAUUUAAUAGAAUUCUCAAAUAACACUAGUGUUGAGCAUGGUUUCAAAUUAACUGAUCGUAAUGCUAUGUAUCACAUCUAUAACAAGAUGCUGCCCAAGUUGCGUAAAUUGUUAGAACAACAAAGAACCAAAUAAAUUUGAAUCUGCAUAAAUUAUUCCAUCAUUUACUUUUCCUAUAUUGCCUGGUCAUACCUAAAAUGUAAUUAGGAUAAUAAAAUUG